Molecule: messenger RNA, 2997 nt
Organism: Leptosia nina
Lineage: Eukaryota; Metazoa; Arthropoda; Insecta; Lepidoptera; Pieridae
Source: the annotation of a GenBank genome assembly
AUGUCAACAAUAGCAACAUCACCAAAUCGCGGCCAGAAGACGUAUUCAAAAGCGGAAACUUUUCUCAGCGGCACAAAUGCAAAUUUUCUUGAGAACCAGUACUUGGAGUGGUCCAAAUCUAAGGGAGCAGUAGAUUCUUCUUGGGAUGGACUCUAUGAAAGUGUAAACAGUCCUAAAUUACACAUCGACGAGUUCCAAGAUGACUUUAGUCCUAAGACGAGCCCCAAACCAAAAGCAUCGAAGGACACAGAAGCAGCUUCCAAGCAUAAAAUAAUGUUACACUUGGCGGUUCAGAAUUUAAUAAGAAGUUACCAGGCUCGUGGCCAUCUUCUGGCGAAAACAGAUCCACUCAGCUUGACUAUGGCUGCUCGUUGGUUACUUAAUUCCCCGGCAGCACCACUCGACUUGAAGGGAAUCAAUUGCAAAUUGGUGGCAAGAGAACUUGGGACUAUUCUUUGUAAAACUACAAACACAUAUCGUGACUUUUUGAUAGGUGACGAGCAUAUGGAUAUGACGUUUGAGUUGCCUCAUAGGACGUUUAUUGGUGGCAAGGAGGGCUCUCUGACUCUAAGGGAGAUUAUCAGCCGCCUCGAGCAAGUAUAUUGUCAGUCGAUUGGAGUGGAAUAUAUGCACCUGUACGACCCCGAUGCUCUUCAAUUCAUCAGAGAACGGAUGGAAAAGCCAGGUUGCCUCGAGAAGACGCACGAUGAAAAGCGUCUUAUUAUGCGAAGAUUGACCAAAGCUGUAUUCUUAGAAAAGUACUUCGCAACAAAAUGGCCGGCGGAGAAACGCUUUGGUUUAGAAGGUGGAGAGAGCAUGAUCGUGAUGUUGGAAGAAAUUGUGGACACGAGCACCAGGCUGGGGGUGGAGUCUAUUGUUAUGGCAAUGCAGCAUAGAGGUCGAUUAAACAUGCUGGUGAAUGUAUGUCGUAAGCAAUUGAACGAAAUAUUUGCCCAGUUCAAGCCCAUGGAGCCAAAAGAACCGGGUUCCGGUGAUAUUAAGUAUCAUCUAGGCACCUAUAUACAUCGUUUUAUUCGGAAGACCAACCGUUACAUCAAAGUAUCUAUGAGCUGCAAUCCGUCUCACUUGGAAGUUGUGUCUCCGGUCGUCGUAGGCAAGACUCGAGCGGAGCAGCAUUUUAAGGGAGACAAUAAUGGCGACAAGGUAAUGGCAAUUAUAAUGCACGGCGAUGCUGCUUUUGCUGGCCAGGGAGUAGUGUAUGAAACUAUGCACCUCUCCGCGCUACCGGCUUUCACCACGCACGGCUCCAUCCACAUCGUGUGUAACAACCAGAUUGGCUAUACCACAGACCCUAGAUUCGCCAGAAGUUCUCCUUACUGCUCUGAUGUAGCGAAGUGUGUGGACGCUCCUGUACUGCAUGUUAACGGCGAUGACCCGGAGGCAGUCGCCCAUGUAGCUCGCCUGGCCAUCGAGUUCCGAUGUCACUUUAAAAAGGACGUAGUACUGGACCUCGUGUGCUACAGACGUUUUGGGCACAGCGAGGAAGACGAACCCAGUUUCACGCAGCCGUUUAUGUAUAAGAAGAUUCGUUCAAUGAAGACAGUCGACCAGAUAUAUGGCGAGCGUCUAAAAGCCCAAGGCGUAGUAAAUGAUUCGGAUAUCAAAGGCUGGGAGAAGGAGUAUAUGGAUACUCUGAACAAGCAUUUUGAACUCGCCAAGAAGAUCACCAAAUUGAGCAUCAUGGAUUGGAUUGAUACGCCGUGGACUGGAUUUUUCGAAGCUAGGGAUCCGAUGAAGAUUGAAGAAACAGGUAUUUCUGAAACGACCAUUUCCACGAUAUCCAAACAUUUUUGCAAGCCACCAGAGCCGUGGGCUUUUGAAGUACACAAGGGUAUUAAUAGGAUACUACAGAACAGAGAGAAAAUGGUGAAGGAAGGUGUAGCUGACUGGGCAAUGGGUGAAACGUUAGCUUAUGGAUCUCUAUUAAGGGAUAAAGUACAUAUCAGAUUCACUGGCGAGGACGUGGAAAGAGGAACUAUGGCGCACAGACAUCAUGUCUACCACCAUCAAGGCGUUGACGGCGCAACACAUCGUGUUCUCGACACUUUGUAUCCAGAUCAGGCUGCCUACAGCUUACAUAAUAGUUCGUUAUCAGAGUUUGGUAUUCUAGGUUUUGAGGUAGGCUACUCAUACUCGAGUCCAAAUUUGCUGACAAUUUGGGAGGCGCAGUACGGAGAUUUCGCAGAUACCGCUCAGCCCGUGUUUGACACCUUCAUAGCUAACGGAGAGAGCAAGUGGGUCUGUCAAUCUGGGCUCGUUGUGCAACUGCCCCACGGGAUUGACGGCGCUGGUCCGGAGCAUUCGUCGGGAAGAGUAGAGCGAUACCUCCAGCAAGCUGACGAUGAUGAAGAUAAUAUACCAGACCUUGAUGAUAAGGACAUGGCUUUAAAACAACUUCGAGCGGCAAAUUGGCUAGUUUGCAACGUGACCACUCCAGCCAACUAUUUCCACUUGAUACGAAGACAAAUCGCAAUGCCCUUUCGAAAACCUCUCAUCCUUAUGACACCAAAAGUGGGUCUGAAGCAUCCAUUUUAUCGCUCACCGUUCAAAGAUUUUAAGCUGGGAACCAGUUUUCAAAGAGCAAUCGGCGAUUCAGGGCCUGCCAGUAAAAAUGCAAAAGGAGUAAAAAAGCUACUGUUUUGCUCCGGUAAAGUUGCAAUAACGAUCGAUGACCUACUCAAAGAGAAAAAGCUCCAGGACAAAAUUGCCGUAUGCCGCAUAGAACAGCUGUACCCGUUUCCUUACGACCUAGUGCUGAAGGAAUUCUGCAAAUACGAGAAAGCCAAAGUUUUCUUCUGCCAAGAAGAGCACAAGAACCAAGGUCCGUGGCUUUUUGCGAAGGUUCGAUUAGAGAAUCUAUUUGGAAAGAAGAUUGGGUGUAUAUCCAGGCCGGCGAGUCCUGCCUCUGCGACGGGUAUCAAAUGGAUGCAUGCUAAAGAACUAACUGAUCUCAAAAACAAAAUUAUCGAGCUUUAA